Scheffersomyces amazonensis is the source of this 3741-nucleotide messenger RNA. Its product is annotated as transport protein particle complex II subunit. The coding region runs from base 15 to 3581 and encodes 1188 amino acids. The transcript has a single exon. Lineage: Eukaryota; Fungi; Ascomycota; Pichiomycetes; Serinales; Debaryomycetaceae. The record is from RefSeq and is a predicted model, not a curated record. Gene Ontology annotation, biological process: early endosome to Golgi transport; intra-Golgi vesicle-mediated transport. Gene Ontology annotation, cellular component: TRAPPII protein complex.
UAUACAUACAACUAAUGGUAGAAUUGAAUGAGUUUGAAGCCACUAAUCCGGUUCAGGUAGGCUACUAUGAUCCGUUCAAUUUGUUUGGCACUUUCAAAUCAGAAUUCGAAUCCAAAUUGCCCCUAACUAAUUUGCAUUGGAAGUUUCAUGCUUCUAAACCUCAGAAGUCAAUAGCAUCAUUACCAAUACAAUUAGUUGAGGAAAUACCGAAAACUAAUGAUAUACCAAAUUGCAAUGUUUAUUUAAGAUUAAUGAUAAUUAAAGUAGAUAAUAUUGAUUUUUAUAGAUCUCAAGUUCGACCUUUAAUUAAAGAAUGGUUAAAGAAUUUAGUACUAGAUAAAUUAGUAGAAUGGAUGAUAAUACUAUAUAUUCCUUCAACUACUAAGGAUAAACAUAGUACAUUAAUGAAAACUUCAAGUUUUGAUAAAUUAAAGAUAGACUUUGGAUAUAAUGGUAAAGAAUGGCAAAAUAUUGCAAAGACUCCUGUUUAUGAUUCAAGUGAUGAUUCAGCUAAAUUUCUUAAAGUAAAGGAAGAUGAGUCGGAGAAUUCUCAAGUAUAUAACGAUUUGGAAUUGAAACUUAAACAACUACUUAUUGGGUCAUUUGAUAAACGAUUUCAAUCCAUUAAUAAGCAACUUAAUAACCUCAAAUCUGAUCCUUAUCAGACCUUUACAUACUCCUUGGAUCUAGCUAAUUUACUUUAUGAUAUGAGACUUUAUCAAGAUUCAUUAGAUAUAUAUCAAGCACAAGACCCAUCCGUUUUAGCCGAACAAGCCAUAGAUUAUUCCAUUCUAAACUUACCUGAUUCGUAUGAAAAUUAUAAAUUUGAUGUUCAUAUAAAACCAGCAGUAAGUCAAGAGUCCAUUAACUUAUUUUCCUUAAAGCAGAAGUUAUUUGCAAACCAAACUGUGAUCUUACAACAUUUGGCAUAUAGUGCAACUACAAGAUCCAUAUCAGCAUUGUUUGUCACAAGCUUAUAUCAAAAGCUCGUAUAUUACAUUAAUGAUGUUAAUAACACAUUUAAAGCAGCAUCAUUAAAUGAAUAUAGUAUAGCAUUAAUAGAAUAUUAUCUUGAUAUUCCAGUGUCGAAAAGUCUGAUGGAGGUUCAAGAUAAUACAGAAGAUGAACCAAUUUCAUUGAGUGAAAUAUAUGAAUUCCGAGGAGAACUUAAGCUACUACUUCGAACUGCCAUAACAAAUCUAGCAGCUCAAAGAGGCUAUAAAUUAAUCCUGACUGGGAUUCUUGAAGAAGUUUCAUUAAAUGAUGAUAAUGAGACUCGUAAAGAUGAUGAGUCUGUAGUUAAAUCACCAAAAUUGACAGAAAUAUUAUCUACUGAAGGUAAUUUCCAUAACUAUUUUGAAAAAUUAACUGAAUUGGUCAUUGAAGAUUUUUCCAAAUGUACUCGAUCUAAAUCUAUUGAUAUCUUAAGUAUCGAUCUAGCACUAUUGAAAUAUCAAAGAGAAGAAUUCUUGGAAUCACUUGAAAUUUUGGAGGAAUCCUUUGAAGUUUAUAUUUCCAAUGGAUGGAACUAUAUGGGCAGUUUCUUAUUGGAUGUAUAUCUUAACUGUUUGAAUAAAACAAGACUGGAUGAUUAUCAAGGUAUGAUAUUUACCGGUCUUAGGCUUCUUUCAUGCUUGAAAGCAAAUACCUAUACCCAAAUUGGAAUUAAUAAUUAUUCCCUUUUAAUGCAUUCUAAGAAACUUGAGGGAUUAAUUGGUAAUAUCUUACACAAUUGUCUUUCUCAAGAUGAGUUAAUUGACUAUCCUCUUGAAAACUUAUUUAGUAUAGACCUAUUACCAUAUAUUUAUGCCGAUGAUUCAACUUUGAACUCAACUUAUUAUAUUGAGAUUGAAUUCUGGAAUAGCUUUCAGAUACCUUUUACUUUUCAAAACAUUACCUUAAAUUUAGAAGGUGAGUUAGGUGAUAAAGUGAUAUUUUCUACUAAUGAAGUUAAGUUUGAGUCUAAUGGAUCUCAGAAAAUAAGAUUAUAUUCCAAUUCAUUUGUUCUGGGAAAUGUUAUACCAAGAACUAUAAGGAUUAGAUUAAAUGAGAAUCUUGAACUUCUGCAAGAAUUUGGUGCAUUGGUUGAUAAUGCUGUAGCUGAUCUUACAGUAAUUCAUACUGGAAAUUCACGAACUAAACCAGGUGCCAGUCAGAAAGUCCCUAAAAUAUUUUACUAUCAGAAUGUACAUAAACUAUGGUGUGAGUUUGUCAGUAGUAAAAAUAUAGAAUUAGGUAGUACAGAAGUAGUACUUCGAAUUCAUAAUGGUCAAAAUGAUGUUAAAAAUGUAUCAAUUGAUUUGAUUCCUAGAUCUGUUGGUCUAUCUUUAGAUUUGAAGGGAGUUAAAGUUCAAUUUGAAACUUUAGAAUCUCUUUCAAUUCAAGAUAUUUCCUUCCCUGUCAAGUAUUUUGGAGAGAAGAAAGUUGUUGAUUUUACAGCCAAGGUUUCUUAUGAAAUAGAUUCAGAAAUUUAUAGUCAUAUUUUUACAGCAGGUAUUGAUACUACACUUACUAUUGCAGUAUCAGUACAAGAUAUAUUUAGACCAGAUUUUCUUUAUUCGAAUUUCCUGGUAGGAACUGCAUCUCCGAAAUUUCCUAUAAGAAUUAUCUCAAAAUCAUUGAGUAGCGAGAAUGAAAAUUAUGCUAUUUUAAAGCCAAAAUAUGGAUUUUCUCCAUUGAUUGCAUUUGGUGAACAACCAGCUAGUUUCUUUUUUAAAGUGGUACCUGAAUCAGGUUAUAUAAUUAAAUCAUCAGAUACUUUAGAUUUAGCCAUUGAAUUCUCUAACUUAAAGGAUGAGUGUUCUGCGAUUGUUCAGGAUUCCCUUUUAAAAAAGUUAAAGACAGUGCAUCUUGAGAAAUAUUGGUUUUUAUUAAAAUUAGUCAUUCUAGAUAAAUUGAAGUAUGAUUUAAAUAAUUAUGGAAUUAAUGACUUUGUACAGAUCCUCAAUAAUAAGGAAUUAUUAAUUUUGGCUGAAAAAAUUAUACUUCAACAUGUUGAAUUAAAAUCUGAUCAAGUUAAAUUAUUUGAGAUUAUUGAAAGCUUUUUGAAUAAUACCUUAGAAGUUGGAGAUUACAAUUAUAAUAGUGAAAUUCGUCGACUUCAUAUAUCUGUGGCUGUACCAUAUUUGAAAUAUUUACAUAUAAUUGAAGCUGAAUAUGAGAAAAAAUACAAGUAUGUAGUUGGAGAACCAAUUAAGCUUAAAGUUAAGAUCUUAACCGAAACCAAAUGGUACGGUAAUAAUUCAAUUAGUGGGAAUACCUCAGUUCUUGCUGAAUCUUCACCUUCACCUGAGGUUAUACCCAGCGUAAAAGAGAGUAUUCAACUUCAAAUUCAAAAUGAUGACAAUUGGUUAAUUUCAGGAUUUAAAAAAUUCCUGUUUGAUUUACAGACUGAUAGUAAUAAGGUUAAUGAAGUAGAAUUAGUGGUUAUUCCAUUAAAUAUCGGUAAAUUACUUCUACCAAAAUUUAUCAUAAAAUCAUCUCAUUCAGUACAUGAUGAUAGUUUAGGAACUUACCUAAAAAAUGGUCAAGAAACGUUACUAGUUGUGCCUGAACUUGAUAGUAUAACGUUUUCAUUUUAAAUAGAUAUAAAUAGCAUAGCAUAGCAUAGCAUAGCCUCAAAAAGUGCCGACAUUUUUGCAGCUGAAAAUGGCGCGGCCUGUAUAUAGCCUAGCAUAGCUCUCCAAAAAUGCCCUCGAUAUCAGGAUUAAAUUUAGAUUUUAGAUUCACGAUGGCAUCGGA